Molecule: messenger RNA, 2660 nt
Organism: Gopherus evgoodei (Goodes thornscrub tortoise)
Lineage: Eukaryota; Metazoa; Chordata; Testudines; Testudinidae
Gene: GMPS
Product: guanine monophosphate synthase
Exons: 16
Coding region: 118-2196 (692 amino acids)
Biological process (GO): GMP biosynthetic process
Cellular component (GO): cytosol
Molecular function (GO): GMP synthase activity; ATP binding; GMP synthase (glutamine-hydrolyzing) activity
Source: RefSeq, a predicted model, not a curated record
GCGGAGGCGCACACGGGCAGGAUUAGCUCAUCUCGGCGGCGGCUCCUCGGAAGCCUCCCCCUGCUCCGGGCGCCCUCUCCUCGUCCCCGGCCGUGCGGCCAGUCCCCAGCCGGCUCCAUGGCUCUGUGCAAUGGAGACGCCAAGCUGGAGAAUGCUGGAGAUGUUCAGGAUGGCCAAUAUCACUAUGAGGGGGCAGUGGUAAUACUCGAUGCUGGAGCUCAGUAUGGAAAAGUCAUAGAUCGUCGAAUACGAGAAUUGUUUGUCCAAUCUGAGAUCUUUCCUUUGGAGACUCCAGCCUUUGCAAUCAAGGAGCAAGGAUUCCGGGCUAUCAUCAUAUCUGGAGGACCAAACUCCGUGUAUGCGGAAGAUGCCCCUUGGUUUGACCCAGCAAUAUUUACAAUAGGCAAACCAGUUCUUGGAAUCUGCUAUGGCAUGCAGAUGAUGAAUAAGGUAUUUGGAGGUACAGUGCACAAAAAAGAUGUUAGAGAAGAUGGAGUUUUCAGCAUUACUCUGGAUAACACAUGCUCACUGUUCAGGGGCCUUCAGAAGGAGGAGUUUGUGCUCCUCACUCAUGGAGAUAGUGUAGAUAAAGUAGCUGAUGGGUUCAAAAUUGUUGCACAAUCUGGGAACAUUAUAGCAGGUAUAGCAAAUGAAUCUAAAAAACUGUAUGGAGUUCAAUUCCACCCUGAAGUUGGCCUUACAGAGAAUGGAAAAUUGAUACUGCAGAAUUUCCUCUAUGAUAUUGCUGGAUGCAGUGGUAACUUCACAGUAGAAAAUAGACAGCUUGCAUGUAUUCAAGAUAUCAAAGAGAAAGUGGGUUCAUCAAAAGUCCUGGUUUUACUCAGUGGAGGUGUGGACUCAACAGUGUGUACUGCUCUCCUGAACCAAGCUUUAAACCAAGACCAAAUCAUAGCUGUGCACAUAGAUAAUGGAUUCAUGCGCAAGAGGGAAAGUCUAUCUGUGGAGGAGGCACUCAAAAAACUUGGAAUUCAAGUCAAAGUGGUAAAUGCAGCCCAUUCAUUCUACAAUGGUACAACAACUCUGCCAAUCUCUGAUGAAGACAGAACUCCCCGAAAAAGAAUUAGCAAGACUUUAAAUAUGACUACAAGUCCUGAGGAAAAAAGAAAAAUUAUUGGUGACACCUUUGUGAAGAUUGCCAAUGAGGUAAUUGGAGAAAUGAAUCUGAAACCUGAAGAGGUCUUUCUUGCUCAGGGAACCCUAAGGCCUGAUCUCAUUGAAAGUGCAUCCCUUGUUGCAAGUGGCAAAGCUGAAGUAAUCAAAACUCAUCACAAUGACACUGAGCUGAUCAGAAAGCUGAGAGAAGAGGGUAGAGUAAUAGAGCCACUGAAGGACUUUCACAAGGAUGAAGUAAGAGUGCUAGGGAGAGAACUUGGUCUCCCAGAAGAGCUGGUCUCAAGGCAUCCAUUCCCAGGUCCUGGCCUAGCAAUCAGAGUAAUAUGUGCUGAAGAACCUUAUGUUUGCAAAGACUUCCCUGAAACUAACAACAUUUUGAAAAUAGUAGCAGAUUUUUCUGCAAGUGUUAAAAAGCCCCACACACUGUUACAAAGGGUCAAAGCAUGCACAACUGAAGAGGACCAGGAGAAGCUGAUGCAGAUCACAAGCCUACAUUCACUGAAUGCCUUCUUGCUGCCAAUCAAAACUGUGGGAGUGCAGGGUGACUGUCGCUCAUAUAGCUAUGUAUGUGGGAUCUCCAGUAAAGAUGCUCCACACUGGGAGUCUCUUACGUUUCUAUCCAGGCUCAUACCACGAAUGUGCCACAACAUUAACAGAGUUGUCUAUGUGUUCGGUCCACCAGUCAAAGAACCUCCUACAGAUGUUACACCCACUUUUCUGACAACCGGAGUCCUCAGCACUUUACGCCAAGCUGAUUUUGAGGCUCAUAAUAUUCUCAGGGAGUCUGGUUAUGCCGGAAAAAUCAGCCAGAUGCCAGUAAUUUUGACACCAUUGCAUUUUGACCGAGACCCCCUACAGAAACAACCUUCCUGCCAGAGAUCUGUGGUUAUUCGAACCUUUAUCACUAGUGACUUCAUGACAGGCAUUGCAGCAACUCCUGGCAGUGAGAUCCCAGAAGAGGUUGUUUUGAAGAUGGUGACAGAGAUUAAGAAGAUUCCUGGCAUUUCUCGGGUGAUGUAUGACUUGACAUCAAAGCCACCAGGGACUACUGAAUGGGAGUAACAAUUUGUUUUUUUUCUAUUAAAGUACUGUGUGCAGUUUAAAUUAUAUCAGAAACCAUUCCCAGUGUUGACAUGCAGUACUGUGAAAAGAGUGACUGGAGCUGCUACAUAACAUCUGAUUCCUCUCCUGGAGCAUAAAUCUGCAGUUAAGAGCUAUGUUGGGGAUAACUGUAAGUGGGGCUGAGGAUUUGUACGGGUAAAUAAUCAUGGCAGCAUUGCCUGUGCGCAGACAGAUUCAUAUUGCUUUUGCCUUUUGUCUUUACUGAUUCUUCCUGUUUUCAUGUGUUUUAUUGUUACUGUCAUUUCAAUGUCUCUGUUUUUGUACACUGUGUAAAAAGAGACAGUUUAUUUACUUUUACCAAAAUCAUUGUUACAGCCUAAAAAUGUAAAAUGAAUAAUUAAUGUGACCAACUGCUUUUGAACAGAUUUAUUAUAAAUAAAUAUUUUGCCAAAUGGAGUAGUGGG